GAGCCGCAUUGAUGACUGCAUGCGUCAGAUGGCCAGUCUGCUGUACCAGAUCAAGGGUCCCGUGAACGCCAACACCCGUAACCAGGUGGAGGCCGACUCCGAUAACAUGCUGCGGCCUCUGAUGGACUUCCUGGAUGCAAAUCUGAUGCUGUUUGCCUCAGUGUGUGAGAAAACCGUGCUGAAGCGAGUGCUGAAGGAGCUGUGGAGAAUUGUGAUGAACAGUCUUGAGAAGACCAUCAUCCUUCCUCAGGGCAAUGACACCUUUGGAAUGAUCUUUUCAGCGGCUAAAGAACUGGGUCAGCUCUCCAAACUCAAGGAUCACAUGUCUGGUGAAGCUAAAAGCUUGACGCCCAAGCAGUGUGCGGUCAUGGACGUGGCCCUUGAUACCAUAAAGCAAUAUUUCCACGCUGGAGGAAACGGUCUGAAGAAGGCCUUCCUGGAGAAGAGUCCUGAACUGUCCUCGCUGAGACAUGCACUGUCCCUCUAUACCCAGACCACCGACACGCUUAUCAAGACGUUUGUCACUACUCAGCAUGCUCAAGUGCAUAAUGGGAAGGGUAUGAGGAUAACACCUAGUGAGAAAAUACAGCCGUCUAGGGAUGACCGCAAUGCUAACGUGGAUUAAAAGCCACAAAACAUUUCACAUUUCUUCCCCCAAUGAGCUCGAUUUAAUCCAAUUUAGGCUCUGUGUUCCCAUCGUCAUUGUCAUUACUUCCUUUUUUUCUAUAAAUUUGGACACAAGCCCAGCUUGUACAUCUUUCCUUAAGUUUUUCUUAAAAGCUCCACCAUGCAUGAGAGGCCUGUGUU
Messenger RNA from Sinocyclocheilus grahami, 807 nucleotides. Its product is annotated as protein unc-13 homolog B-like. Gene Ontology annotation, molecular function: syntaxin-1 binding; diacylglycerol binding; calmodulin binding. Gene Ontology annotation, cellular component: neuromuscular junction; presynaptic membrane; terminal bouton. The transcript is spliced from 7 exons. Bases 20 to 625 code for a protein of 201 amino acids. NCBI's taxonomy places the organism in Eukaryota, Metazoa, Chordata, Actinopteri, Cypriniformes, Cyprinidae. The record is from RefSeq and is a predicted model, not a curated record. Gene Ontology annotation, biological process: synaptic vesicle priming; synaptic transmission, glutamatergic; dense core granule priming.